AUGGCCUUUUCUACCAUAAUCCUGCCCCUUCGCGCGAUGAUUCCCAGCACAAUUCCGCCGACACUGUCACAGGAGGUGCUCAGCCUCGUGAUUCCGAGCGGCAUUCCCCGCUCUGAGCCUUCUCUACCUGAGACGGCUCGUUCUAAGCUGGACAUGGAUGAGCGGAUAGCCGAGGACCCGGUUUCCUGGGGUUGUUCCCUUCCUGAGCCAGGUCAUUUUGAGCUGGCUUUUGACGAGUGCGUCUGUAAUGAGCAAGAUGCCCCUAAUACCGCUGUUCUUCCGCCCUCUCUGUCUCAGUUCGAACUUAAACAGCCUCAUCUGGCCGUCCCUCAGCCGCAUCUUGCUCAACACGGUCAUUCCAGCCCUACCCCUCGUGAGCCGGAUCCUGAUCUUUUUGCCGCCGAGGAAGCUCUCGCGCAUGUCUCUUUACCGAGAUAUUCGGAGAUUCUGGUCAAGCUGAGCUCGCUCCCACCAUGCCCCCCGUUGCAGAGCACGCCGAAGCUGCUCCUCCCAAGUGGAAGACUGGCGCUGUCUGGAACGCCUGCUACGACCGAAGUUACCGGCGUCAAGUCCUUGUUUGAUAAUGUAAGAAGGCCGCGGCGGAGGUCAGAGUCGUACGAGGAUUGCCGUGCUGCUGGUAAGCUACCCCGCGACGUGGCUAUGGAAGUGAUUCGCUAUUCCAAGGAACUCGGCGAGAAGGACAAAGGCACCUGCAUGGCUCGCAUCUACAACUGCCUCUAUCCCGGUCUCAAAGACUUGGUCGUGGAACCAACUGACGAUAUCACCUUGGAUGAAUGGGAAGCGAAGGUCAGACCGCAAAUACAGACGCUGUUCGUUUCAUAG
Molecule: messenger RNA, 843 nt
Organism: Neurospora crassa OR74A
Lineage: Eukaryota; Fungi; Ascomycota; Sordariomycetes; Sordariales; Sordariaceae
Exons: 3
Coding region: 1-843 (280 amino acids)
Source: RefSeq, a predicted model, not a curated record